ACUUCUUGCAUCACAGACCCACACAUUUAAUGGAAGACAAGCAGCUUAAAGAAAGGUUUCUGCCAUCGCUACAAGCCUCAGCAUCUGUAGCUGUCUGUUUGAUGCUUGACCUUUUUGGGUGCCUGGAUUAAUUCUGACUGAAUCAUGUCAGACCCUAUACUGGAAGAAAUCUUCAUUAAACGAUCUCAGCAGAAGAAGAAGACAUCCCCUUUGAACUACAAGGAGAGAUGGUUUGUUCUCACCCAGGAAAAAAUAGCCUACUAUGAUUUUGAUCCUGACAAAGGCAAGCGAAAAGGUUUGAGAGGAUCAGUUGACCUUGAGAAGAUCAAGUGUGUAGAGACGGUCCAGACAGAGCCCAACUCCCCAACCGAGCGCAUGUAUGCUUUCCAGAUCGUUUAUGAUGAAGGGCCGUUGUACAUUUUUGCAAAGACUGAAGAUAUCCGUGCUCAUUGGAUAAAGAAACUAAAGGAAAUGGUGCGCUUCAACAAGGACCUGAUGCAGAAGUACCAUCCUUGUUUCUGGGUCGAUGGGGUGUGGCUGUGCUGCCAGCAGGAAGUUAAACAAGCUAUGGGUUGCAAGGUGCUGGACAGUAAGAACGGCUUUACAUCUAAACCAUCUCGGCGAAGGGGAUCCAGGAAACCUCUUCCUCCCACCCCAACAGAGGAGAAGCCAGGUCGGCCUUUACCUCCACAGCCUCCUGAGCCACCUGCCCCUUCUGCCGGCAUGACUGUCAUAGCUGAGUAUAACUACACACCCAUGACAGAACAAGACCUGGAGCUGAGGAAGGAUGAAGAGUACACCAUCCUCGAGAUGGCUGACACAAACUGGUGGAGAGCCCGAGACAAAUAUGGCAAAGAAGGAUACAUACCUAGUAAUUAUGUUGUUGAAGCAGAAACUGGGCUAGAAAGAUUUGACUGGUAUUGCAAGAACAUGAACCGUAGCCAGGCAGAAAAGCUGUUAAAGACUGAGAACAAAGAUGGAGGCUUCUUGGUACGGGACUCAAGCAAGGCCGGGAAAUACACUGUGUCUUUGUUCAGUAAGGGUGGCGUAGAAACAGGCGGAAGCUGCAGACAUUAUAACAUCUGCACCACCCCACAGGGACAGUUUUAUCUUGCAGAGAAGCAUCAUUUCAGCAGCAUCCCAGAGCUCAUCAAGUACCACCAGCACAAUUCAGCAGGUAUGGUUAGCCGGCUGAAAUACAUUGUUUCUAACCGGGCGCGGCCCCCAUCAACAGCAGGGCUUGGCUAUGGUGUGUGGGAGAUUGACCCCCGUCACCUCACCUUCAUCAAAGAGCUGGGCACCGGUCAGUUCGGAGUGGUGAAGUAUGGGAAGUGGCAGGGCCAGCAUGACGUGGCCAUUAAGAUGAUUAAAGAGGGCUCCAUGUCUGAAGAUGAUUUCAUUGAAGAGGCCAAAACCAUGAUGAAGCUUCGCCAUGAGAACCUGGUCCAGCUGUAUGGUGUCUGCACCACACAAAGACCCAUUUACAUAGUGACUGAGUUCCUUUCAAAUGGCUGCUUGCUGACUUACCUCAGGGAAGGCCUGAAGCAGCACCCAACAACCGUCCAGUUCCUAGAGAUGUGUAAAGACGUCUCUGAGGGCAUGGCCUAUCUUGAGUCAAAUCAGUACAUCCACAGAGACCUGGCCGCCAGGAACUGUUUAGUAGAUGGCAAUGGAACUGUCAAAGUGACUGACUUUGGACUGUCAAGGUAUGUCUUAGACGAUGAGUACACAAGCUCAGCAGGUUCCAAGUUCCCUGUUCGCUGGUCACCUCCUGAGGUCCUCCUCUACUGCAAAUUCAGCAGCAAGUCAGAUAUCUGGGCAUAUGGGGUUCUGAUGUGGGAGGUGUACACUUUGGGGCGGCUUCCAUAUGAACGCCUAAACAACACGGAAAUAGUGGAUCAGGUGUCCCGAGGCCUGCGCCUCUACCGCCCCCAGCUGGCCAACGAAAAAGUCUACAGCAUUAUGUCAAGCUGUUGGAUCGAUAAAGCAGAUGAGAGACCCACCUUUCAAGAGCUGUCACUGUCUGUUCAGGAUUUGCUGUACGAGCUCCAGUAGAUCACAAAAUGAUCCACACACACAAACAGUUCACUCUGAUCCCCACAGAGCAGCAUCUCCGGCUGUCCCUGGAAAGUUAACACAAUGUUAAAACAGUUAACAACUUGAACAUGAGACAACACAGCCACAUUGAGGUCCUCUGUAAUGUGAAUAUGUGUACUGUGAAUGUCAUUAUAGCUCAAUGAUUAGAAAAGCUCUUUUAUCACAUAAGUACAGUCCUAUAGAUCAGCAUUUAAAAUGUGUAUAUUUUAUUGAAGGUUAAUGGAUUAAAAUUAUUGUAUGUCUUUAUUGUAUUCUGUGGAAUCAUUGUGGGAUGUAGAUGACUUUGCAUGAGGAAACAAGCUUUGUAAAAGCAGAUGUAUUGCACAAAUAAAAGCCAAGUAUGAUAGGCUUUGAAAUGACUGAAACAUCAUGUGAAAUGAAAAUGAGAAAACAUCUAAUAGGCCUAUUCAUGUAGUAUGAACUCUUUUGUAGUGUAGUAAUAAUAAUACUUUUGCAUUGGUUGGCAUUUGCUUUAUUUGUUUAAUUUGAUCAUUUAUAAUAAUGUUUUUAAAGAACUUGAACAAUGUCACACAUAACAAGGGUGACAUGACAACUACAAUCAGACAUCCAUUUAAUCAGUUUUUAAAGAGUAAAGCACAUUUAAAAAGAUAAGAUUUACAUUUUAAAGUAAAAAGUCUGAACAUACAAAGAUCAUGAAUGAUGAUACAUUUAGACAGAGAAAAUAUAAUUAAGUAAAAAUAAACAAAUUUCUUUAAUAACAUAUGAAAGUGUGCACACAUUUCUUAUUACUAAAGUUUAACAGACUUACAUAUAAUAAUUUCCAAUUCCAAUCAAUAGUUCUAUGGACAGGCAAGAAAAUUUGGACUUAUGAAUAUGAAAUUUGCCUAAUAAGAUGAAUAGGUUAACGGACUGUUGUAUUUUUUGGUUCUUGUUUUCAUAAUAUAGAAUAUCUCUGGCUUCCAAAAUAAUUGUAAGUUUGGUUGGUUGGCAAAUAUUCCUUUCAUUUUUCUCCAGAAUAUUGUAAAUGGGAUUUCAUAAAAUUAUCAUAAUGUUUUAUUGUGUCUUCUUUACAAAAAUCACAUUUGUUGAGGUUAUAUAUAUAUAUAUCAAUUUUUUAUAUCUACUGUAAAUGUAAUUCCGUUAUAAUACAUUUUUUAGCACAUUUGUGGCUGUUAAAGUAAAUUUAUUUUACAGAAAACAAAAGUCCUAAUUUUUGUAGCUGUUGCUGUUCAAAGCUGCAUUUCAUUAACUGCCUCUAGCAACAGUAUUUAUAACCAUUUGAUAUUAUUUACAUGGAGGCUAACAGGAACAUUUUUAGAGCUAAGAAAUUCUUCAUAACAUAGAAUUUGAGCAUUUUCAUUUUGUAAGCCUAUAAGGAAAACAAUGUUCCAAUGCUGUAAAUAUGUAUGUUUUCUGCAAUUAUGUAUUCACUAUUCGAUAAAAUGGUUUGGUGGGGGAGAAUAAUUGUGUACAAAACAUGUUUUUUUUCUGCAGUAAGAACUUGAUGAUAUUUAGACAACCUUUCAGUGAUUUUGUUACAUCAUAGUUUCAUAAUAAAAUAAACA
Seriola dumerili (greater amberjack) is the source of this 3623-nucleotide messenger RNA. It is a transcript of the gene btk, whose product is annotated as Bruton tyrosine kinase. Gene Ontology annotation, molecular function: non-membrane spanning protein tyrosine kinase activity; ATP binding; protein binding. The coding region runs from base 145 to 2055 and encodes 636 amino acids. The transcript is spliced from 18 exons. Gene Ontology annotation, biological process: adaptive immune response; T cell receptor signaling pathway; peptidyl-tyrosine autophosphorylation. NCBI's taxonomy places the organism in Eukaryota, Metazoa, Chordata, Actinopteri, Carangiformes, Carangidae. The record is from RefSeq and is a predicted model, not a curated record.